AUGGAGCUGCCGCUGCCUCUUACAGCGUAUUCUUUAAAAAGCUCCGUUCCAAAAACCAGAGUUUUAAUUGUUUUCCUCUCAAUGAUUUUGUUCACAACCAUGCUGGGGCUGCUACAGCUGAAAUUCUUAAAAGCCAAAGUUGAAGACUUUUAUUCUUUUGAAGUGAAGGAUAUGAAAGGGAAAACCAUUUCCUUGGAAAAGUACAGAGGGAAAGCAUCUCUGGUUGUAAACGUGGCUAGCCAGUGCCAGCACACAGACAAAAAUUACAUCACGCUGCAGGAACUGCACAGAGAGUUCGGGCCCUCUCACUUCACAGUGCUGGCCUUCCCGUGCAAUCAGUUUGGGGAAUCAGAGCCGGGCACAAACCAAGAAAUCAGAGUAUUUGCAAAGAAAAACUAUGGAGUCACAUUCCCCAUUUUCAACAAAAUAAAGAUUCUGGGAUCUGGAGCAUCACCAGCAUUUAAAUUUCUAAUAGAGUCCUCCAAGAAACAGCCUAGGUGGAAUUUCUGGAAGUAUCUAGUCAGCCCUGAAGGUAAAGUUGUGAAUUUUUGGAGACCUGAUGAGCCCCUAGAAAGCAUCAGGCCAGAUAUAGCUGCUCUGGUUAGACAGAUGAUUUUGAAAAAGAAAGAAGACUUGUGAAGACUUGUGCCUUAAGAUGCCUCUGUCACUACAUCUCUGCACAACGUCAGUAACUUGCUGCUCAAUAAUGGUAGGAUCUGGAUCUUUUCUUGCUAGGAAGUUUCAAUACACCUUGGAAAGAAAACUUCUUUUUAAGGCCAGUUGCAACUUGUUACACAAAAACUGAGCCCAGGACACGGCACCUUCCCUGUAAAUGUGCAUAACUAAGGGAGCACUAGCACAUUUGAAAAAGAUAAGAGGUCUAACAUGAACUGUAGUUGUUUAGGGUGGUUCCUCAAGUCAGUAGCUGCUAUAAACAAAAUAAAUUCCAAUGUCUUAUGUUAGAAGAAAUGCUUUCGAACUUUCAAAGAUCUGACCUAUUUUUACUGAAAAUUAUCUGGGUAGCAAACUUACUGUGCUAAGUGUUUGAGAUCCACUUCCAUGGUACCCCACAGUGCAUUCCUGCACUGUUCCCCAUAGCUUUGUUGGACUUUGGUUGAUCUUUAGUAUUCCUGAAACAGCUGCAACCCCUGGGAAUGACACCGCUAACAUUCUAGGAGACCUGUACAUAUUUUUUUAAACUACUCCAGCAUUUAGAUGUGUUGGAAUACAGGCUACCAUUUUGAUACAAGUAUCAAACAACACUUUUACAAAUCCCCUAUAAUGCAAGCUAGUGGCCAGUCGGCACUGGCUCUUCAGAAACAAACAGACAUUUGCAUCAGUUCCAACAUGCAUGGAGGUUUGCUACAGAAAUAGCAUGUUAUGAUAAUGUUCUGAGUGGCAAUUCAUAAUCCGUUAUUCCUGUAUGUGCAAAUAAAUAUGAUCGCAAGAGCAAUGGUUAAUAGGGCCAGGGGCUAACUGGCCAGUGACUCAUUCCUACAAGUAGUAAGAGACAAGCAAAGGACUACUGAGUGCCUUACUCUACACACAAACAACAACAGAGGCUUUGGCAGAGUCCUUCACUUAUGAGCUUCAUAUGCUACGCAAAUAGAACCCCAGCUGCUAUUUAUAUGAUAAAAUGGUCAAGUUAGAGACUUUCACUUGUUUCUUAAAGUGAGAAGGCAAAAGCAUGCUACCCAAAUAUUAUUGUUGACAGUGGGGAGAAGUAGUAAAGAGUUCUUCACCCGUGUCUUGGUUCACAAAACAAGGAAGCAUCUGAGGAGCAUAGGGAAGGAGCCCUUGGCUUGAAAACGAUGCUAAGGGCCAAAUCACGGGUGCCAUAUUGAGUCACAUGGCCACCAGUUGCCUAAGGUAACCUAACAAAGUAAGCAAAACAUUAAAAAGAAGAGAACUGUGGUUCUCGAAAGCUUAAGCUACAAUAAAGUUGGCUAGUCUUAAAGGUGCUACUGGACUCUUUACUAUUUUGCAACUACAGACUAACACAGCUAACUCCUCUGACUCUAACAAAGUAUGCUUUAUUCCCCAUCAAGUAUCUUAAAAACACUCCUUGCCAAACAUGAAGUUUGGCCAAGAAAUUUUCCAGCCAAUCAUUCUAUUUAAAACUUUAAACUACCCAAGAUGUCAGCUUGGUAUCAACAACAGCAGGAAAUGAGUGCAAUGCGAAAAACAAAAAUGUAAAUAUUUUUAAUGAAGAUUCUUUAUUUUAAAAGAGAAAACAAACCAGGUCUAUUUUGUGUAUUAUUUUUGAUGCAUAUCACAAGUUUCUGUUGGAUUUGACAUUCCAUUAUACUCUAGUGUGACCAAGAACUGGAGCCCAAAACAUAAAACAGUACUUUUCCAUAUUAUUUUAUGUAGAAAUGGAAUGUUGCUAUUAGUUCAAACUGUGUGUACAAUACGAAAACUCCCCCUUUUCUGUACCUCGGUUACCUGAAACUCUUGAUGCUCCACAUGUGAAGUUUGUCUACCAAGCAGCUUCAUGUCAGGGCAGACCUGUGUAAAUAAACGUAGUUGAAAUUUUGAUUAA
Eublepharis macularius is the source of this 2542-nucleotide messenger RNA. RefSeq names its product glutathione peroxidase 8 (putative) (gene GPX8). Gene Ontology annotation, biological process: response to oxidative stress. Gene Ontology annotation, molecular function: glutathione peroxidase activity. NCBI's taxonomy places the organism in Eukaryota, Metazoa, Chordata, Lepidosauria, Squamata, Eublepharidae. The transcript has 3 exons. Bases 1 to 639 code for a protein of 212 amino acids. The record is from RefSeq and is a predicted model, not a curated record.